UGUUACACAGUCCCUUUUACCAGCCGGUCGUGCCGGGGGUGUUGGGUUGCUUUCGCGACGUUCAAACAGUUGAUCUUUGUCUGCUAGCGUGGUCGUGACAUCUCGCGCGAACGCUGCGAUCACAUUUGCGCAGAACGCGCGCGCCCGCUUUUCCCCCUUGCGCGCAGUUUCAACGUUUCUGUCUGCCGUACCACCCACUCGAAGUUGUGUGUUUCGGUGAUUCUACACGAAGAACGUGGAUUUUUAAAAGCAAUCCCCUUCAACCCCGAAAAACAUAGGUGAGAGAGUUUCGGAUUCCGGAAUCGUUGUGUGCUUUUACUACGAGAAUGUGGUUAUCGGAAUGACAUAUGGUUUCUGUGAUAAGAUUAAAGCCCUCGCAGUGUGUGCGUUGUGUGUUGGCUCACUGUUGUGCCGAGAUCAUAAGCCGACCCUAUUGCUGUGAAGUGCUUGUUUCGGGAACGUUAUUGGUAGGGUAGAACGGAACAGUCAAGUCGGGGUCGGAUGUGAUGGAAGCAAAUUGAAAAAAAAGGUAAUAGGCCGACUUUGUGCUCGAGAUUCUGGUGUUACGAUUGCCACUCGAUCGUUGGAUUGUGGAUUGUGGAUUACACUGUUGAGUGUGUUUUGAGGUUUGAGUUUCCGUCUCUUUCCCAUCUCAUUAAGUCAGCGUAAAAACCUUUCAAGCAUAACAAUGCGGAUCAACAACGUUGAAACGCAGUGGAAUGCCUGAGACUGGAAGGCAUUGGAAUAGGCAUCACUGUGCUGAUAAAAAUGUUCGUCAUCACUGGAAGAGCUGCUGUUCUCCACAAAUAUUGGACUUCGCAGCAGCGCGAGAAUAUGGUCAGGCGAAACGUCCAGCGUCAAAUCUAAAUCAUCUGUGACAUCAGUGUUUAAGUGUUCGAUUGAAGCUCACUCAUCCGUUUGCAAUCUAAAGCUAGGGGGCACAUAUCCCUAGGCACAAUCUCAGACCCCAGAAUAGAAACCCAUCCACUGAGUGCAAACAACAGCGCCACAUCCGCUCUCCCCUCGGAUCCGGUGUGAAAACCGGUGUGAUACGAAUCAUCCCGCAGGAGCAUCGCACACCACCAGCGGCCGUCAAAAUGUUGGUCGAGUUGAGCGUGAAGCAGAAAUUUCUGACACUGUGCGGCAUCACAGCUGCCGCCAUGGCCGCAUCAUUAGCGAUCGGACAAAGAUUGAUACCGCAGUCGAUACUGACCGGUGUCGUUUUUUACCUCAUUUCCGGCGAACGGCCGUCCACCGUGUACGCGUCCAUCGUGUCGCUGCCGCGGGACAUACGCACGGCAAUAAUUUUCCUGAAGCUUAACCUCUGCCUGUACCGGUACGAGCGGGCCGGCGCCACGGUCGUGCAGAUCUUCGAGCGUGUGGUCGCCCGCCAACCGAACAAGGUAGCGUUCCUGAUGGACGAUGGGCAGCUUACGUUCGCCCAGGUGAAGCAGCUGGCCGACCGGGUGGCGGCCCACUUUUACGCGAAAGGCUUCCGCAAGGGCGACACGAUUGCGCUGCUGAUGGAGACGCGGCUCGAGUAUCCGUGCAUCUGGCUCGGCCUCUCGAAGGUCGGCAUCGUGACGGCGCUGAUCAAUUCGAACCUGCGGAAGGAAACGCUGCGUCACUCGAUAACGGUGGCUAAUUCGAAGGCAAUCAUCGUCAGUACGGAGCUGGCCGGAGCGAUCGCCGAAAUAAACGAGCAGGAAGGCAUAAAAGGCUUGCCGGUACAUCUAUUCCGCACCGACGGUGCCCCGGACACCGCCAGCAGCAGCAGCAGCAGCAGCAGUGACCCAUUGCCAGAUGCCGAAGAUUUAAGGCUCAGCUUGGAUAGUAGCGGCAGCAGUAGCUCAAACGUAGAUUUAAGCGCUAUCCCGAAUGAUAUAUCACCGAAAGAUAAAUUGGUUUACAUCUAUACGUCCGGCACGACCGGUAUGCCGAAGGCGGCCGUCAUCACGAACCUGAGGUACACAUUCAUGGCCCUGGGCUGCUACUACAUGCUGAGCUUCCGCGAUGACGACAUCAUUUAUAAUUCAUUGCCGCUGUACCAUUCGGCGGGCGGUAUGAUCGGUGUCGGCAGUGUGCUGCUGUGCGGUGUGACCGCCGCCCUGCGCAAAAAGUUCUCCGCUUCCAACUUCUGGGCGGACUGCAUCCGGUACAAGUGCACGGUGGCACAGUAUAUUGGGGAAAUCUGUCGCUUCGUGCUGAUGACACCGCCGAAACCGACCGACACCCAGCACUGCGUGCGGCUAAUGUUUGGCAACGGUUUGCGGCCCCAGAUUUGGCCCCAGUUUGUGUCGCGCUUCAACAUUCAGCAGAUCGGCGAGUUUUACGGCUCCACCGAAGGCAAUUCCAACUUGUUGAACAUCGAUAACACGAUGGGAGCGGUCGGUUUCGUUCCCAACUUCGCCAAAGCCAUCUAUCCCGUAACGCUGAUAAGAUGUGAUGAAGAAACUGGUGAGAUUAUCCGCGGCCCGGAUGGGUUCUGCAUUAAGUGUAAAGCGGGCGAGCCGGGCGUUUUCGUCGGGAAGAUCAACCCGAAGAAGGCACUGAACUCGUUCGUUGGGUACGCGGACAAGGCAGCCUCGGAAAAGAAGGUACUGCACGACGUGUUUCGCAAGGGCGACAUUUUCUUCAACUCUGGCGACAUUCUGGUGCAAGAUUUGCUCGGCAACUAUUACUUCAAGGACCGAACGGGCGAUACGUUCAGAUGGCGCGGUGAGAACGUUGCCACAUCGGAGGUUGAAGGUGUCAUCACCACGAUCGUCGGUUUGAAGGACUGUGCUGUGUACGGUGUUGAUAUCCCCGAAACGGAGGGCAAAGCCGGUAUGGCUGCCAUCGUCGACCCGGAAGGCAAGGUGGAUCUGGAGCAGCUUGCGGCCGGCAUUCGCGCUAGCCUGCCCGCAUACGCCCGGCCACUGUUUAUACGCGUCCUGUCCGAGGUGCCGAUGACGACCACGUUCAAGCUGAAGAAGCGCGACCUGCAGGUGGACGGGUACGAUCUGGGCAAGAUACAGGAUCCGAUCUAUUUCCUGCAAAGCAACGGCACCUACCGACGGUUUACGGCGGACGAUCACGAAACGAUCAAGAGCGGCAAGGCGAGGCUAUAGUGAGGCUAUGGUGGGGCUGGAGUAGACAGGCUUUGUAAAAAGACAGGCGAUAUGUGCGUGAAGCGAUUCCAUUAGUUGGGUGGGUUAUUUUUCUCUUUUAGUGUGUAGUUGUAGGUGUACUGUAACGGUACGAUCAACACAAAACAAAAAAACAAAACAAGAAAAACUAAACAAACCAAAUAAUAAGGAAAAACAAUGGACUGAAAUUUCUAUCUUUGAAGAUACAGAAUCCCCUUCGUAUCUAAGAGCUGCACACAAUCUCGAUUGAAAGGAGCGGGAGAGACAGAAGGAAGAGAAAGUAGUCUCUAGUAUCGUUUGUAGGACACGUUUUUUUUUCUCUGCAUUUUGUAAUUCAUGCUCGAAGGUUGGUUGCGCCAACCUGGUAAGAAAGCUUAACCAGUAGCGAUAGUAAUAAAGCUAGUGUCUAUAUUCGUACAAUA
This is a messenger RNA of Anopheles merus, 3550 nucleotides long. RefSeq names its product long-chain fatty acid transport protein 4 (gene Fatp3). The transcript has 11 exons. Gene Ontology annotation, biological process: triglyceride homeostasis. Lineage: Eukaryota; Metazoa; Arthropoda; Insecta; Diptera; Culicidae. The record is from RefSeq and is a predicted model, not a curated record. Bases 1098 to 3110 code for a protein of 670 amino acids. Gene Ontology annotation, molecular function: long-chain fatty acid transmembrane transporter activity; long-chain fatty acid-CoA ligase activity. Gene Ontology annotation, cellular component: endoplasmic reticulum.